Yamadazyma tenuis ATCC 10573 is the source of this 867-nucleotide messenger RNA. It is a transcript of the gene SPS20, whose product is annotated as Sps20p. Gene Ontology annotation, cellular component: peroxisome. Lineage: Eukaryota; Fungi; Ascomycota; Pichiomycetes; Serinales; Debaryomycetaceae. Gene Ontology annotation, biological process: fatty acid catabolic process. Gene Ontology annotation, molecular function: 2,4-dienoyl-CoA reductase (NADPH) activity. The record is from RefSeq and is a predicted model, not a curated record.
AUGGAUUUGGACAGAACGUACUUACAAACCAGUGCCUGGAAAUCAAACAUCUUCAAGGGAAAAGUGGUGUUUGUGACUGGCGGAGCUGGAACCAUCUGCAAGGUUCAAACACAAGCGUUGGUGUUACUAGGAGCCGAUGCUGCUAUCAUUGGUCGUAAUGAAGCCAAAACCAUCAAAGCCGCGGAAGAGUUGGCCAAAUUAAGAGAUGGCGCCAAGGUUGUUGGAAUAGGAAAUGUCGACGUCCGGGACGUCCAGUCCAUUGCCAACGCGGUGGAAACCACGGUGGAGAAAUUGGGCAGAAUCGAUUUUGUGAUUGCGGGUGCCGCUGGAAACUUCUUGAGUGACUUCAACCAUUUGUCGAGUAACGCCUUCAAGUCGGUUGUAUCGAUCGACUUGUUGGGGUCCUUCAACACCAUCAAGGCAUGCUUUCCUCAAUUGAGGAAAAACAAGGGUAAAGUGAUUUUUGUCUCGGCCACCUUACACUAUUACGGAGUGCCAUUCCAGGCACAUGUGGGUGCUGCCAAGGCGGGAGUGGACGCGUUGUCUAACGCGUUGGCGGUGGAAUUGGGCCCGUUGGGAAUCACCUGUAACUGUAUUGCUCCUGGAGCCAUUGGCGGAACCGAAGGUAUGUCUCGUUUGACACCUCCAGGCCAAAGGCCCACGGAAACCAGAGUUCCAUUACAGAGACUUGGUAGCACCAGGGAUAUCGCCGAUGCUACGGUGUACUUGUUCUCGCCUGCGGCGGACUAUGUCACGGGAACCAUCCAGGUGGUGGAUGGGGGGUUGUGGCACAUUGGAAACAUGAUGGGAGAUUUGUACCCGGAUGUGAUUAUCAGCCAGGGAGAGGACGAGCACUCCAAGUUGUAG